GCGGGGGCCGCUCCGUCCACGGCGGAAGGCCACCUCCUCGCUGGGACGACUCCCCAAUGAACCCCCUCCGCUGUGCCUGCGGCGGCGAGCGGCUGCGCGCUUUUUCUCCUCGUGCGCAGCGAGGCGCCAGGCGCGCGCGCCCUGCGCAGCUCCGCUGUACUGGGCGGGCGGCGGCGCCGCCCCGCCCGGUUUCGGCGCCGCGCGGGGGGGGGGGCGCCGGGGGAGAAGAGAAGGAUGAGGAAGGAUCGGAGCCGAGCCGCGAAGCGCGAAGCGCGAAUAACUUCGCGCCCUCGAGGGCGCCCUUGCUGAGGGGCAACGGCAGCCCGCGGCGACUCGGCCCGCGGCGGCCCAGUCGCGCGCCACGGCUGGUGAGAAGCCCGGCGCAAAGGCAGGCGCGCCGGGAGGCCCGCCCAGCCCGCGCGCGGCGCCUCGAUCGUGGGCGGCGCUACGGCGGCCGGACGGCGAGCGGCCGCCCCGUCGCCCAUGC
This is a messenger RNA of Prorocentrum cordatum, 487 nucleotides long. The record is from the annotation of a GenBank genome assembly. NCBI's taxonomy places the organism in Eukaryota, Dinophyceae, Prorocentrales, Prorocentraceae.